Molecule: messenger RNA, 4653 nt
Organism: Bufo bufo (common toad)
Lineage: Eukaryota; Metazoa; Chordata; Amphibia; Anura; Bufonidae
Gene: LHFPL2
Product: LHFPL tetraspan subfamily member 2
Exons: 4
Coding region: 427-1104 (225 amino acids)
Cellular component (GO): membrane
Source: RefSeq, a predicted model, not a curated record
CUGCUGGUAGCGCUGCUCUCAGAGCACGUUCAAUGAGAGUGGGGGAGGGAGCCCCGCAGCUGCACGCCGGAUAACGGGAGCAGUGGACUCUCCAUCCCGCGUCCUGGGAAUGAUUGAAUACGUAUCUGGCUGGACCCUUGGACAUGUUCUGAGUGAUGUGAAAGAUUUGUGAUGUCACCCCAGUGGGCUGAGCCUGGGAGCUCCCUUGGAACCUUAAAGCAUCAUGUUUCACUAUGAAUGUUAGACCAGAGGAUUUCUGAAGCACAGGACGGAUGAGGAGUGAGCUGCUUCAUUGAUUACAAAACCACUGGAAUAAAAGUCUGAAGAACACGGAUUUCUCCUUUCUUUUUCUUUUUUUUGCCCAAUUUUUCUUCUGGGCUUAAACUCUGGUUUAGCACUGGUUGUGGGCAUUCGGUGGUCUGCACCAUGUGUCAUGUCAUAGUAACAUGCCGUUCCAUGCUGUGGACCAUCCUGAGUAUCGUCGUGGCUUUUGGAGAACUUAUAGCUUUUAUGAGUGAAGACUGGCUGAUUGGCAAAGCGAAAAGCACGGAUAUCGAUAACAGGACUGGCGGUCACCAUGAGCAUUAUCGUCCAACUUUGGGCAUCUAUGGACGUUGUAUCAGAGUGCCUAAAGUGCAGUACUUCAGGAGAGACGCCCUUUGUGGUCCUUACGCAGAGCAUUUUAGCGAGAUAGCAAGUGGUUUCUGGCAGGCUACGGCUAUAUUCCUUGCCGUGGGCAUAUCCAUCCUCUGUAUCGUAGCUUUUGUCUCGGUCUUUACAAUGUGCGUACAGAGCGUCAUGAAAAAAAGUAUAUUCAAUGUGUGCGGGCUGCUUCAAGGAAUAGCAGGUCUUUUUCUUAUCCUUGGCCUAAUCCUAUACCCUGCUGGAUGGGGAUCUCAGAAGGUGAUCGGUUACUGUGGACAUUAUGCCUCCGCAUACAAACUUGGGGAGUGUUCGUUGGGGUGGGCCUUCUACACGGCCAUCGGAGGCACCAUCCUUACCUUCAUCUGCGCCGUCUUCUCUGCACAGGCCGAAAUUGCCACCUCUAGUGACAAAGUUCAGGAAGAAAUAGAAGAGGGGAAGAACCUCAUAUGCUUGCUUUAACAAACACUUUAGAGACUUCAUAAAGGGAUCAUCAUGUUUACACGGCCCACUUCUUGCAUGAUUGGAUGAUACACAUUCAUGUGAUGUCAUGCUCCAGCUUCUUCUCCUUAGCCUGUCAAGUGGAAAGGGGCCUUCUACCUGGAGAUGGGACCAGAGAUGUGAUUGUAGUGCUCGGCACAUGGAAAUGAAGUGCAAAGAUUUGUGUAUAAUACUUGCCAAUGUUGUGAUCCUUCAGCUUCCGAAAAGUCACUUUAAAACUGUAUUUUCUCCUUUCCAUAUCAGAAAGCUUACGGAGUAUUUUUGGACCUUUUUUUUUUUUUUUUCUAUUUUCCAGUUUUUCUAAUUUGAAGCCACUGCUUGCUGAAAUCUGUGUGCCACUAAUCUUUGUGUUUGUAAACUGGAAAAUUGUAGUUUUCUCAUAUGGUUCUUUAUGUGGUGCAAAUGAAUGUUUAAAUACGUAUAGGAUUACUUUUUUUUUUUAGAUAUGGAGAGAACCACUGCAUUGACAAUGGGAAUACUUUGAAUAUGGCCAUUUGAAUUGACUUUUAAAGGGGUCUUAUUAGGAUAUUGACAGCACCCUAAUGAAUCAUGUCCUUCACCGCAUUAUCUCUCUGACUUAGCAGAUCAGUCUUUGAGGGAGCUGGGCCACUUUAGUGCAUUUUAAGAGACUGAUAGAUCCUGUGCAUCCAGGUCGUCUUGAAUGUGACCGAUGCAGCACUCCCUUGUGGAGUCUAGGCUCUGUUCUCAUCUGCGUCCAAAGCCUCAGUCUACAUUACUUUUAGCAGAAAAAUGACUGAAACUUUGAUGGACCCCAUUAUAAGUAUGUGGGGCCUGUUGGUCACCAUUUGGAUCUGUUUAUAUAAUGAAUCUAUCUUAGUCUUAGUGAAUUGGUCGUAACGUGCUGCAGGGGACUCGCCCAGGUUCUGUUCCGUAGCUUCGGCCUUAAAAAUGUAAACCGUUUAGACUCUAAUGAAUGUACUAACAUUAUAUGUGCACACAACUUGAGCUAUAGAGACAGCACAGCACUGACCCAUGUCAACAGCAAGUAGUGGACCCCACAAGCUAUUAUCACUGUAUAGAGUUACGUGGUUCAUUUGCUGGGGGUCUUAAAAGCACACUUCAUACAUUUCAAUUGUGUAAGUAGGGACCAAAUAUUUGGUGCGUUAUAUUUCCUAUAACUGCCCGUUAUUUAUACUAGAUUUUGAGGAAUAAUUAAUGGGGCCCUAUUUAUGUCUUGUUGGUGAAUACAAAGCUAAGGUUGUGAUUCCGGUCUUAGUGCUCAGUAUCAAAGUUGCAAAUCAAUGGACAUCAAGGCAUAGGUGGUCUCUAUAGUCAGUAAUAGGAGGCCUUUACAUGGACCUUAAUUUGUCCUUUCACAUAUAUAGUCUUAUAUGUAUGGGAAUUGUUUGGCGGUCUUGUCAGCUUAAGGUGGUUUUCUGAAACUAUCCUCUGGAUAGAUUAUCAGUAUCUGGUGGGGGUCAGACACCCCGGACCCUCGCCGAUCACAGAAGCAAGGCGUCGGACUCCCAUCUAUCAUAUACUGAUGUUUUUUCCAGGGGAUGUUGUCCCUUGUGCCAUUUGGCUACCAGGAGAUGCAUGUCAACCUGUUAGUCACGGUCUUGAGGGACUGGGAAGCUCUGUCCUCUUGAAUACGCGCAAAUCAUACUGCUGCUGUUGGGCGUGUUUCACACGGUCGGCAGUAGUUCAGGAAGGCUGUUCCAGCAGAGAACAACCUACCAGAGCUCUCUGGAUUCGGCAUUACUUGAUGCUACCGCAAUGCCCGCUGGCCCCUUUGGGGCCUGCUGUCAUCCCAGUAACAUCUGCUCUGGCAGGGUGUUCUCUGCCGGCAGUGUGAAACACACUUACACAGUGAUGUUUGGAGUUGUACUAUACAUUCAUUGAGCAUGUGUAUAAACUUUCAUUUAAAUGUAUAUCUGUCCCUAUUGUUCGGAGAUCCUCAGCCAAUAGACACUACUGGUUUUACAGUUGGCAAAAUUACUGAAUAUUUGGUGCUCCUCCUUUCCAGCUUCACUGUUCCAUUAUAUUCAGUGUGUAUGGCAGCAUAUUGAAUAGUAUGUAUUCCAGUCUGUUCUCGUUUCAGUUUAUUCCCCUGCAGGAAUUUAUUGGAAAUGUAGAAUAAUUUCUAGAAUGCUGGAUCACCUACAACUUACUUAAGCACAUUGAUCCUGGGAAUUAUUCCAAGGUGCUAAAGUGGAGGAAUAAGCAAAAGAACCUCAUAAAGUCAUCAGAUUGCUAGUAUUUAGGACAGUGAUGCCCUACUAUUUUACCAUAAGAAACCCCUGAAACAUUCUCCCAUGUUGAGGAACGUCUAUCAUGCCCACCUCAUUGCAUAGACAACCUACUUCUCAUGCUCCUUCUUAUACAAAUAAGGGGAAAGAGAGAAUUAAAUUGCUUAAUGUUGUCCACCUCAUGCCAAGCAUCCAUGAUCUGAAGAUCAACAUACCGUCCCUUGCAUUUACAGUGGACCUUUCUACCAGUGAACCCGGCCUUUAUCCCCAGACAUGUGGAGGACAAAGAGAUUUAGGCUUUAUUCUUCACACAUCAGUGUUUUGGUCACUAUUUUGCAUCAGUGAUUGUUGAACCCCCAAACCAGCAGCUGGACCAAAACAUAGAACUUGUGCAUUAUACCUCAUCAUGGUGGAGGAUCCACUGUUGGUUUUGGUCAAUGUAGCACCAUUGAUGAAAACAGUGACUUGUGAAUAAGGCUUAAAGCUUGCCAUGCACAUUAGUCUUUUACUGGCCAGACCCACCAUGAACGACGGGUUCGGCCAACACACUGUGUAUGGGGAAGCCGGGAGGGAGUGGGAAUAGAGAGCUGUCGGCCGAACGAUCAUUUGACCGAUACCUAUUGCAUGUGUAUGGGCAACUUAAACGGUCCUUUUACAUGGAUGGAUGUCAUAGUCACAUCGGGAACAAACUGUUCGUUCCUAAUAAUUGCCUGCUCAUUAGAGAUGGGAGCUACAUUUACAUCACGGCGAUCGCUCGUCCCCAUAGAGGAUCACAGUUUACUCAGGUAGAUUUGCUUCACAAAAAAGAUAAUUUUGGUGCUGGCCAAAAGACAUGAUCACCUGAUGAAUGAGCCAAAUGCUCAUCCCCAAUAAUUUGCUCAAUCAUUGGUUGGUUUAAAAGGACCUUAAGGAUUACCAGCUCUACAUUGUCAUGCAUAAAAUAAAUUAUCUGAAUCUUUUUAGGCCUACCCAUCAUCUACGCCCACUUUAUUCUGGAGAAUCCUUAUGAAUCAUGAAAGAUGAAAUCAACCGUGCUUAUGUUCUCAGAAGAACUAUGCAAAUCCAAGCUUUGUUAUAGGAUCUAUUAGAGCAAACCUAAUAAUACAAACAUAAUCUACAAACUAAAAACUUAUCCGUCAUGUAAAAUCAAAGACUGCGAAUGGAAGGUUACAGAACUUUACACAUACCACAAUCUAUGUGCCAACGAACACUUGUUACUGGGACUUUUUGUGGCCUUCAAUGUAUUUUCUGUUUGAGUAUUGCUAAAAACCAAAGCACAACUUAGGAGGGUGUCACACAG